Doryrhamphus excisus (bluestripe pipefish) is the source of this 5148-nucleotide messenger RNA. RefSeq names its product solute carrier organic anion transporter family, member 4A1 (gene slco4a1). Gene Ontology annotation, molecular function: protein binding. Gene Ontology annotation, biological process: transmembrane transport; sodium-independent organic anion transport. The record is from RefSeq and is a predicted model, not a curated record. NCBI's taxonomy places the organism in Eukaryota, Metazoa, Chordata, Actinopteri, Syngnathiformes, Syngnathidae. Gene Ontology annotation, cellular component: basolateral plasma membrane.
GAAUUAAUGAAUGAGUUAGUAUGUUCUCUAUAGGCGGCAUUAUGAAUUAUCCUUACUGACCUUUUUUGCAGUACAUUUAGCGAGUGAAGAUUGCUUUUAUAGUUAUUAGCCCAUAUUUCCACACAAUAAGUUAGAUAUGGUAGAACCAGAGAGCAAUAAUUUCUGAUUGAGAACAAAUUUUGCUUUGCACCACCUUAUGUUGUAUAUUUGUAAUAUGAGAUUUCCAGCUCAUAUUUUCAUCUAUUGUGAUAUUUUCCUUCGCCCUAAUUGAAAAGCUGCAUUUUGUGUUGUCAUUGAGUAAUAUUUACAUUUGUUUUGUGAUCUGAAACAUUUAAUGCUGACAGAUAUGCCCCAAAAAUCAAAUCCCAUCACCGUAUCUAUAUCCACGUUUUACAGUUUAUUUACAGUCUUCACUAUUUUCCCUUACUGUAUUCACUCCUGAACAGUACUAGUGGUUUUAUGUCCCAGGUGGAUUAAAUAGCAUCAUGGCGAGUACUGCCCUCCCCCAUGGGCGUGCUGCCUCAGCACUCCGCUAUAAGAGGCUUUCGGAGUUCUACAAAACUUAUUUUCUCUUCAAUCUGCCCACUCUUUUCUCCAGAUUUCUCCAGACACAUUGAUCAUGUGUGAGGAUUGAGGAUGCCAUGAAUCAACCAAUCAUGUUGCCUUAUGAAACACCAGAGGAGCCUUAAGCAGCAUUCUGCACUGUGGAUGGACAUCCUGCACAAAAGACUUUGUGGAUUUAAACCCUUAUCCGAUUUUCGAGUCGACUUGUAACUAUCUGGUUGUCUCCCCCAGCCAAGGACCGUCAAUGCUCAAUGCAAAUGCGUCCUUCAGCUCCAGACAGGAGCUCCUUGACUUUCAUAACCUUCCCUUGAGUCCCUCUCUGGAAGCCGCCAUCCCCGUGGACUUUGACACCGAGGGUCCGGUUAGCUCAAGACUGCGGGAUCCCGUCAGUCCGAAUCGACCAUGUAUUUACACCAGGGAUUCCACUCUUCCGGGGCAGCACUACGCAACCCAGCCCCCCACACAGACUGGAAUAAAAGCGACCUCCAUGCACUCCAGUCAGCUAUGCGGCUGGGGGGCUCUGACACUCAAAGCCAUCCAAGUGUUCAACACCCCGCGUUGGGUGCUGUUCUUCCUCAGCGUGGCCUCGUUCCUCCAGGGGAUGAUCAUCAAUGGCUUCAUCAACACGGUGGUCACGUCCAUCGAGAGGCGCUUCGAUCUGCGCAGCUACCAGACGGGCCUCAUCGUCAGCUCCUACGACAUCGCCGCGUGCGUCUGCCUCGCUUUUGUCAGCUAUUUCGGCGGGACGGGGCACAAGCCUCGCUGGCUCGGGUGGGGGGUUCUCCUCAUGGCGUUGGGCUCUUUGGUGUUUGCAUUGCCUCACUUCACCACGCCGCCCUACCAGGUCAGCAUAUCCGAGCAAGUCGAGAUGUGCUCCGGCAACCGGACCAGCCUGUGUCGGGACAGCGAUGGCGGGGGGCUGUCCGGUUAUCGUUUCGUGUUCAUGUUGGGACAGUUUCUCCAUGGCAUGGGUGCUACACCGCUUUACACUCUUGGAGUCACGUACCUGGAUGAGAACGUCAAGUCCAACUACGGGCCUGUUUACAUCGGGAUUUUCUACACAGCAGCCAUUGUGGGUCCAGCAGCAGGUUAUCUGCUGGGGGGUUACUUCCUCAAUAUUUACACAGAGAUCCACCUCACGACAGAUAUGACUCCAGAGAAUCCGUUGUGGGUUGGUGCUUGGUGGAUCGGUUUCCUGGUGGGAGGAGCAGCAGGUCUGUUGGUGGCGUUUCCAAUCCUGGGCUACCCAAGACAUCUACCAGGUUCUGAAGAGCACAAAGCCAUGCGGGUGUCCGAGGCCCACCAGCUAAAAGACGGCAGUCACACCACAGCUUUUGACCCUCAAUUUGGCAAGUCUGUCAAAGACAUGCCCAGGUCUGUCCUGCUCCUCCUAAAGAAUCCAACCUUCUUGUACUUGUGCUUGGCGGGGGCCACCGAAGCCACCCUCAUCAGUGGCAUGUCCACGUUUGGUCCAAAGUUUUUGGAGGCACAGUUCAGCAUCAGUGCAUCUGAAGCUGCUAUGUGGUUUGGCUUCAUGGUGGUACCAGCAGGAGGAGGGGGCACCUUCCUGGGCGGCUACAUUGUAAAGAGACUGAACCUACGCUGUCGAGAUAUCAUCCGUUUCUGUGGGGUCUGCGCCGUCGUCAGCCUGAUCUCUAUCUUCAUCUUUGUUGUCCACUGCCCCAACGUGCCAAUGGCCGGCGUUGAUGCUCCGUACGUGCCGUCAGUCAGUCACUCGUAUGACCAGCCCAAGCACCCGGACAACAAUGGAAACUGGAGUUCCUCAGUCCCGCAGAGUUUAACAGUGGCCUGCAAUACCGGGUGCGGCUGCACCCAGGAGCUGUACAACCCGGUGUGCGGUGCAGAUGGCCUCAUGUAUUACUCCCCCUGCCACGCCGGCUGCAGCGGCAUCAACCACACAGAUGUGUCCACUGGCAAAAAGGUGUACUCUGGUUGCAGCUGUGUCGCGGCCAACGGAUCACUGGAACGCGCUGGAGUCGCCGUGGCGGGGAAGUGCAGGAGCACCUGCAACCACAUGCCGGCUUUCCUGGCUUUUUGCUUCAUCAUCAUAUGCUUCACUUUCCUCUGUAGCAUCCCGGCACUCACCGCCACGCUCAGGUGCGUGCCUGACAGCCAGAGAUCCUUCGGACUUGGGAUCCAGUGGAUCAUAGUUCGUACCUUUGGUGGCAUUCCAGGACCCAUUGCCUUCGGCUCCAUGAUCGACAUCUCCUGCUUACUGUGGCAGGAUCAGUGUGGAGAUCAGGGCUCCUGUUACGUCUACCAGAACUCAGCCAUGAGCCGCUACACGCUUGUUGCGGGCAUCAUCUACAAGGUUUUGGGCACCGUCUUCUUCUUGCUGGCCAGCAUCUUGUACCAACCUCCUCCUGAGUCGCCUCAAAGCAGCUGCCAAAACACCAACCCGGAAAGCGGCGACAUGAGCAACUUGAAAGAUCUUCCAGCAGAUGGCGUCAUAGUCAACCUGCAUGCCAAGUUAUGAUGUUGAAGAACCAUUGGAUGAUGCUAUGGUGCUUAUCUCAGAUACCUUCAGCCUUCUCUCAGCCAAAGGUAGAUUUGACAACUUUAAAAGACAAUUUAAAGAAUGAGGUGUCCAUGAAGAACCAACGUUUGGUCCUUCUCAUGUGUUAUAGUCUUUGCUCUAGGAAAAGUGAAUGCCGCCAUCCUUAACCAACCUUGUCCAACUUGUCCGAUUAGCGUCUAGGUCUAUAGCGUUGACGAUUGUCCGACUAUCUCCAACCAUCCUCCAUGUCCGUGUCCGCCAAUUGGAGCAGUUCUGGUGAGAAUGUUGACCAUUUUUUAGUUUGUGUCCAUGUCCAUUGCAGUCCUUGACCAACGUUUUUUGUCAACCUGCCAGAUUAGCCUCGAGUUGAUAUGAACUUUCCACACCAAAAUUUGCACCAAUUGGAGAUCUUCUGAAUGUUGAUUGGCCCUUCCUUUUUUACCCGAAAAGUGCAUUAGAAGCAAGUUGGAAAAUAUGAGUCUGGCAUUUUCUGCCAUUUUUGGAUGCUUCUGGGGCCCCUGUUGAGUGUGUGUGAGGUUUCCUGUGUUUUUUUGACCAGAAAAGUGCAUUCGAAGCAAGUUGAAAAAAAUGACAAAAAACGACAUACGUUACGUUUUUUGUCAAAAAUCACUAAAUUCAAACUCUGGCAUUUUAUGCCAUUUUGGAUGCUUCUGGGGCCCCUGUUGAGUGUGUGUUUUUUUGACCAGAAAAGUGCAUUAGAAGCAAGUUGAAAAAAAACGAAAAAACAAAAACGACAUACCCCUUAACCCCUUACGUUUUUUGUCAAAAAUCACUAAAUUCAAACUCUGGCAUUUUAUGCCAUUUUUGAUUGCUUCUGGGGCCCCUGUUGAGUGUGUGUGUGAGGUUUCCCGUGUUUUUUUGACCAGAAAAGUGCAUUUGAAGCAAGUUGAAAAAAAUUACAAAAAACAAAUACGACAUACUAACCCCUUACGUUUUUUGUCAAAAAUCACCGCCCUCAAACUCUGACAUUUUAUGCAAUUUUUGGAUGCUUCUGGGGCCCCUGUUGAGUGUGUGUGAGGUUUCCCCUGUUUUUUUUUUAAACAGAUUAGCAUUGAUGCUAACAACACUACUUAUGGUGGUCAAGAUGAGCUAUUUGCUAACUGUUCGCCAAUAGAAAUAAAGCCAUGACUUCAUAAAUGAGGAACAAUGAGGAACUUAAUCACUCUUCCAUCAAGUUAUGUAGUAUUUGGAACUGUUACAAGUGCUCAUGACACCAAAACACUUGAUAAUAUUAUUAUUAUUAUUUUCGCCGUGAAAAAUGACACUGAAAUGCAUAUUUUUAUUUUUAGUUAAUGGGAAAUACGUACAGUAUAUUUUUUUAAUGCAGCAAGGUCUGUGUUAACAUUUAAACCAACUUUGCUUUCGACUAGAUUGUUGCGACACGUGACACGCUAUUAGCAGCUGCAUUUUAAUUUCGAAAGACAAGCACAGAGCAUGUUGAUUUAUUCGCCCCAUAAUUCUAUUAUUAAAUAAUGUAAAUUUAAAAAAAAAAAUCAAGAAUUUUAGCACAGUUACUUUUUUCUCAUAAUAUUCUUACUUAGUCACAAUUAAAUUACAAAAAACUUUGUGUGUGUGUGGGUGGGUCGAUUUUACAACAUUAAUGUUGUAUUACAAUGUUAUUGUCAUUAUACAGUAAUUACAUUGGCCUAAUUCUCCUUGAAAUGAAGAUGUCACUUCGUGUCAUGUGAUUGUUGAUCACCAAAAAGUGCAUUGUUACUUCACUUCCUUGUGUGACUAUUAUAUUUAUUAUAUUGAUGUGAUUAUUUUCAUGUUGAAGCUCAUUCAGUCACGGUUGACUGUACAAAUACGCCAAAGCGGCUUCCUGCUUUCUCGCUGCCUUUCAUACGCAAUAGUUGAUGUAUGAGAUCAUGUUUGACAUGAUUUCUGGCUGUAAAGGAAUUUUCCAUAUGUUGUUAUUGUUGUUAUAGUGGACUCAGUGAACAGUAUAGUUUUGAUAUGUGCUUAUUUUUUGGGGGGGUACUACGUACUGUUUUUUUUUUUUUUUUUAAGGUGGAGCUGAAUUACACAAUUUUUUACAGGCUGAU